CUUUUUUCUCGCCACAAUUUUUAUAGCUUUCAAAUUUAUAAAAAUCCUUUUCCUUUCUAAGCUCUUUUUUAAAUAAUUUAAUGUCUGUAAUUCGAAAAGAACUUGUUCAUGCAGCAAUGAAUAGGUCACUUGCAUUAAUAAAUAAUAAUAUCCAUAAUGAUAUACACAAACGAUAUGAAUUUAGAAAACAAACACUUCUUGCUGAUAAUUCUCUUACAAAAGAUGAAAAAAAUUAUGCAAUAAAUUGGAUAACUACCAGUUAUGAUCGAAAUAAAAUUCUUGGAAAUUCAGGAACAAGAAGAAUUUGUGAAAAUUGUAAUCAAAAAUGUUUAGCUACAUUAUAUUGUGAAUUUUGUGUUCGAAAUUAUUUAAAAGAGAAAUUUUCAAAUUGGACAUCUGGAAAUGUUAAUAUUGAUAAUUUAAUCCAGAAAUGUCAAAUUGAAACAUUUGAACCAGGUACUAUAAUCGAAUGGAUUCCAUAUAAUAAUUUACAGAAUAUCAAGUAUUUAACAAAAGGUGAGUUUUCUGAAAUUUAUACAGCGGUUUGGGUUGAUGGAAGAUAUGAAGAAUGGGAUUUUAAAAAACAGCAAUUAAAAAGAUUUGGAAGACAUAAUGUAAUACUUAAAAAAUUAGAAAAUGUUGAAAGUGCGAAUCAAAGUUGGUUUGAAGAGGCUAAAUCACAUCUAACUAUAAGUAAUAAACAUGCGGAAAUAGUCCAGUGUUAUGGUUUAACACAAGAUAUAUCAAAUGGAAAUUAUAUGCUUGUAAUGUUUAAAAUGGACAUAAGUUUAAAAGAAUUUUUACAACAGAAUCACAGUGGAAACAAAAAAUCAAUAUAGCUUUUGAAAUAGUUAGGGCACUUAAUUUUAUUCAUUUUGAGAAUUUAAUUCAUAGAGAUUUGCAUUCUGGAAAUAUAUUGUAUUCACGACGUAGUAGUAAUUGGUAUAUUAGUGAUCUUGGAU
Molecule: messenger RNA, 962 nt
Organism: Rhizophagus irregularis DAOM 181602=DAOM 197198
Lineage: Eukaryota; Fungi; Glomeromycota; Glomeromycetes; Glomerales; Glomeraceae
Source: RefSeq, a predicted model, not a curated record